Messenger RNA from Diuraphis noxia (Russian wheat aphid), 1026 nucleotides. RefSeq names its product mediator complex subunit 6 (gene MED6). Gene Ontology annotation, biological process: regulation of transcription by RNA polymerase II. Lineage: Eukaryota; Metazoa; Arthropoda; Insecta; Hemiptera; Aphididae. Gene Ontology annotation, molecular function: transcription coregulator activity. Gene Ontology annotation, cellular component: mediator complex. The record is from RefSeq and is a predicted model, not a curated record.
AUGCUUCCAGGACGUGGAGUUGGUUGUCUGCCUGAUAACCCUUUGGGUCUUUCUUGGCAUGAUAGUAAUUGGAUUCCCAUGCUCAACUCUAAUAACAUACUAGACUAUUUCUCGGAACGUAGUAAUCCAUUCUACGAUCGAAGUUGUAAUAAUGAAGCUAUUAAAAUGCAACGGCUCAGUAUGGAUCAGUUGAGCAAUAUGAUUGGACUGGAGUAUUGUCUUCUUCAUGUGCAAGAACCAAUUCUGUAUGUAGUACGUAAACAACACAGACAUUCUCCGACACAUUCUACACCAAUUGCUGAUUUUUACAUUGUUGCUGGUAUAGUUUAUCAAGCACCAGAUCUUCUUUCAAUUAUUAACUCACACAUGAUGUCUUCAGCAUAUCAUUUAGAGACUGCAUUCGAAGAACUUAACUCUUUAGCUAGAUUUCAUCCAUCUAAAGGUUAUUCGUGGGAAAAUCGUAGACCUGGUCAGCCAACUGGUCCUGUAACAGCUCCUCCUCCAUCUCCGGUUAAGGUUACCGGCAAAAGAGACAUUGAAGAAGCUAGUUCCCAAUUUCAAAGAUUACGAGUAGAUAUGUUGUUAGUUGAAUUAACAAGAAAGUUUCCUUUACCUUUACCUCAAGCUCUUUCUGCAACACCUCAAAAUACUAUAAAUAAUCAACAAACAAAUGAACUAAAUAAAAAAGAAGUGAAACAAGAAAUAAAACAGGAAACGAUUCAAGACGUAAAUAUUAAACAAGAAUCUCAACCUACUAACUCUUUAUCACCAUCUAUGAGACCACCACCAGAGAAAAAGUUUAAGCCGGCAUGAUACACUUCUAAUAUAUAUAUAUUGGUAUAUUAUUUAUUUACAUUAUCUGAAUUUUCUAUACAGACUAAAGUAAACUUAUAAAGUAUAUACUUGAUACUAAUUAUAACCUUUUACUUAUUUUAGUUCAAAAUGUAUUAUUAUUUUUAUACCUACUAUAAAUUAUAGGAUUAAUUCUUAAUGAUUAAAAGAAUAUUCAAAAUAAGUAUUCAGUUU